Pocillopora verrucosa is the source of this 4401-nucleotide messenger RNA. RefSeq names its product glutamate receptor ionotropic, NMDA 1. Gene Ontology annotation, cellular component: plasma membrane. The record is from RefSeq and is a predicted model, not a curated record. Gene Ontology annotation, biological process: monoatomic ion transport. Gene Ontology annotation, molecular function: signaling receptor activity; ligand-gated monoatomic ion channel activity. NCBI's taxonomy places the organism in Eukaryota, Metazoa, Cnidaria, Anthozoa, Scleractinia, Pocilloporidae.
UGACAGAAGGCAAAACUUUCCUGAAAGCUUAAUUGUCUAAAAUCCGCUGCAGUUCUGCCAAACCAGGGAUUUCGUCUCUCGACUUAGCAGUUUAGGAAAAUAAAGAUGAGGUGUUAUGGCUAUAACAGGCCGCAUGUGAGUUGCCGGAUCUUGCUAAACACCUGGGGUAAGACGACUCACGUGAAAAGAACGAAAAUAACAUAUGCAUUGGAAAUAGGCAUCAUCCGCUGAAAAUUGGCUUAAGCCAAUGGCACAAUAUGGACUCGAAUGUUUGUCGUAGUUAGUACCAAAUAACACCGGUCUUCCUUUCAAUCAAGAAUAUGGCUGGAAGGAUUUUUCUGAGGCAACUAAUGUUAUUUAACACCCUGAAUUUUCUCACUCGUUUCGGUACUGCUGUAGAAAAGCUGGAUGUCAACAUUGCGGUGUUCUUUGACAUGGAUGACAUCUUCCAGGAAUAUGUCUUCAAGUCGGCCGAACAAAUGUUCCGAUCAAGAAAAGUUGUAACUGGUAAUGUGACUCCUAAUGAGUUCUUGUUGGAGAUGCAUUUUUCAAGGCCUAAUUUAACCGAUGUCUUUCCCCUCGAAUAUGGUUUGAGUGGUUUGUUUCCCAAGAUUUCAAACAUCACUUCUGACUCCCAAGGCGUAAUCUUCGUCAAUGUAACAAAAGAUGGACUACUUUAUUCCUCGCUUUUGGAGAGUUCCGUGUUUCCAUCAAUUGGGCUACUACAGAGCAGAAGGGCAUUUCCCAUCACACAGGAAAGUUCUGGCGGAUUCACAAGAGUUGCAGCGCCAUCAAUAAUGGAAUAUGCACAAGUAAUGGUGAAAAUUACGGAGAAAAUGGGCUGGAGGACCCUCAGUUUGGUGACAUCAGCCACGUAUGAGGGGCAUGUAUUUGCUGACGCUCUCAAACGCUUAGCUCAGGAAAAGAAAUGGCGUGUAUUAACCUCAUUAUGGAUUCAAGGAGACGAAAGUCUUCAAGAAAUAACAACGGGACUUCUGCGCGUUAUGUCGGCCAAAUCGGAUGUAAUUAUCGGGCACGUUCGUGAAAAGAGCAACGACAAUAUGUUUUGGACGAUUCAAAAGUUGCAAGCCAUUGAGAAUAGUAGCGUAUGGCUCGUUACUAGGCCUACCACGUACGGUGUACAGAACAUAAGUUCGAUUCCAACUGGACUGAUUCAGAUCAGCUGCAAAUUACCUGAGGUUGGACAUGACUAUGAGUUGUACGUGAAAGCAUUGUACGAUUCUUUUGUCAUGUUCGAAAGUGCUUUUAAAAUUUCAGUGAGGACAAUAAACAAUGAGCGAAAACAGGUCCUGAACACUUCAGAGAAAUACAAAUUUCUGCGGAGAACGGCUCUGAUCCGUUUAAAGGAUACUUACAUAAGAGGUAGCAGCAAGCUUUUCAGAGCUCACGAUUUAUCAGAACGACACCAUUCAGCCUUUGACAUCUGGAAUUUAAGGGAGGAUCUCGAUAGCAGGAAACAUUGGCAACAUGUAGGACUUGGUACAACAACUGGACUCGCAUUAGAGCCCAUUGCAAACCACAAUGAUAACACCCUCUUUCCACUACUACAUCCUAAGCACCCCGUCCUGCGGGUGCCUGUCGUCGAGUGGCCUCCUCUCGUGGUCUCAAAAGAUCCAGCGUUGACGAUGAGCCGCAAAUCAUGCGUUGGAAGAACUUUACCUUGCUAUAAGUACUUAAGUGUCCAAAAUUCUACGCAGACGACUAAGCAACUUCUUUGCUGCUAUGGAGCGUCUAUAGACUUUUUGAAGUUUCUAAGAAGAGACCUCGGGUUUGAUACGGAAAUUUAUUUCAAUCCAGAUGGGCGAUACGGGAAGUUCGAACCCGUGAACAGCACCUGGAAUGGAAUUAUAAAUGAAAUUAUCUCUGGCAAAGCGGAUCUAGCUCUCGAUGUGGCCGGAAACUUUGAAAGAUCAAGGGUAGUGGAAUUUGCAUACCCUAGCAUUGCAUCAGCAAUGAACAUUUUGGUCAGGAAAGAUCGCUCCUACAAGGAACAAGUAAGCAUCUGGUACUCUUGGCUGGAACCGUUCCGAUAUGAGCUUUGGAUCGCUAUCCUGGUGACAUGUAACGUGAUCCUGUUUGUAGUUUGGUGGCUUGACAGGAAGAGUCCAAAAGGAUAUUAUGUCCUCCUCAAGGACAGUGACGAAGAUGCUUUUACACUUUUAGACGCCAUGAGUUAUGUUUGGGGCGUGGCAUUUAGUAAGGACAUUGGUGCGGAAAAGACUCCACGCAGCAACAGCGCUCGUACCGUUUCCGCGGUUUAUGCGUUACUGGCCUUGAUCAUGGUGAAUACCUACUGUGCAAACCUCAUGGCCUUCUUACUUGAUGAUCCAUACAAACUGCCCAUCAGUGGUGUAAAAGAUGCCAAGCUCACCGAGAAGUCUCUUUACCCACCGGAUGGUUUUAAACUCGGAGUCACACGCGGGAGUAACGAGGAAGCAUACUUCAAAAAUCACGUCAAAGACUUUUUCAGGAAGAUUUACCACGUUAACUUAAAAAUACAUCUGGUGGAUGGUUUUCAGGCAGGGAUACAGCAGCUUACAAACGACGAGCUGGAUGGACUUGUGGGUGACUACUUGUCUUUGAAGCAAGCUGGAAACAAUGAUGCGAACUGCAGAUACAGCCUCGCUGGGGAAAACUUCUACAACUUUGGCUAUGGUUUUGUUUUCCCAAAAGGUUCACCAUGGAUAGAGGAAGCAACUUUGUCAGUGUUAAAGAACCAAGAGAAUGGCAGUAUUCAAGCUAUUUUAGAUUACUGGUUCAACAAGAAGGAAUGUACCACGAAACCAGUGAAAGAACUUGGUCCCGAGAAAUUUAUUGGGUUAUUUCUGCUUCUUCUCGGUGUAAUUGGGUUCAGUAUAAUUUCUUUGAUAUCUGAGAUGCUCAUCAUAUUUGUGCUGGUUAAAUUCGGACGUCACCUGGGUCCCAUGGGAAAGUCUUUGACGCGCAUGAUCUUUAGUGUGCGCAAGGGAGAAGAAAACGACAUUCAUAUAAAGUGGUUGCAGUUGUACAGGAGACAUAAGAGCAUGCGCCCAAACGAGGUACAAUUCACUGAACCUCAUCACGAUGUUUCGAUUCGAAGAGCGAGCUUUUGUAACCUGAGCUUUGAGUAUGCAAAUGAGAUGUUACCCUUUGAUGAACAGUCGGUGUAUCUUCGUAGAAGUCAGCUAUUGGCAGUGGAAGAUCUAUCCCUUUCGGCUGGUGGGAAUUCCGAAUCAAAUAACAAUACCUCUGAUAGAACAGAGAAUUCGACGCUUUGAGUAUCAAUAGAUGAUGUGGCUUUAGAUUAUACCACCACAAAACUGGCGAAAUCAUUGGGCAAAUAGGCAUCCCUUGUCACUCAGCACUCGUAGGGGUACCGAAGUUAGUAGCACACCAACGAAGGCGAAAAAAUUAAAACUUCAAUAUCUGCUAUGGCCGUAUUGAUAGAUUAUACUAAAACAAAAUUUUAAUUUAAGUCUUAUGACAAGUCAAAAUAUAGCCUGGGAAAUGAGUGACGUGCAGAAAGAGCAUUAAGGCUAUUCUUAUCCUGAUAAUAUAAGGACUACGCCCAACCCAGUGAAGUUAAGAGUUCAAAUGGAUAAGUGAGUAAAAUGUUGUCCAAACGUAGCACAUACGUUUCACUAAUACCUUUCGUUUCAAUUGGGUGCAAUAUUUGUACCUCAACUAAUUAUGUGCGGGUCUCAUAGCAAAUACAUGCGAAGGGAAAAGAGAGAAGAAAAUGAUCAUCAGAAACAAGUUUACGUUGACAUAAACGGCAAGAAUUGAACUUUCAGUUGUGGAGCAAAAACAAAAUUACAUAAAAUUGUCGCAAAUGAGAGAUCUUUCUGUAUCUUUCCCAGGAGAACUCUCUCGGUCUACUUGGAGUAUAGGUGAUUCUACAACCGUACAUAACUCUGUCAUAAAACUUGCAACACACUCAGUAAGAACGUCCUCCCGCCAUGUGGAACAUCACUUUUACUGACAUUUUUGGCCCAGUCAACACAUGUUUCAAGACCAUGACGCCUACCACACCAAUAAAUAAAAUGGUUCCAUUAAAAAAUACGUACCAUAGUAUCUUCGCUUUGAACAAGUGUAGAAAACUGUUUCAUUAUAUGAACUGUUCAGAAGUAAACAUGAUUAAGAUGAAAAGUAGACUUUCAACUUUAUAAUUACAACGUAUGAUUUUAUACAACUUUGUAUUAUACCCAUGUCUUUUUUACAGAAUUGUUCUACAGUUCAAAGAAAUAAAAGGAGAGGAAGUAAAAUACAGCUAUGCUGUCCCGUUUGUCCGUUACGGCCGUCAGGCUCUUUAUUUAACAUGCUUCUAAAAAGUAGCUUGUGCUGUAAAAAUAAACAAACGCACAAAAGCUGAUGGAACGAUUGUUACUAAAACGACUUACC